Molecule: messenger RNA, 903 nt
Organism: Cyclospora cayetanensis
Lineage: Eukaryota; Apicomplexa; Conoidasida; Eucoccidiorida; Eimeriidae
Product: ribosomal RNA large subunit methyltransferase E
Exons: 5
Coding region: 1-903 (300 amino acids)
Biological process (GO): RNA methylation
Molecular function (GO): rRNA (uridine-2'-O-ribose)-methyltransferase activity
Source: RefSeq, a predicted model, not a curated record
AUGUGGCGUGCUCUAGGGACGCCUCUGCGUGCUUCGACUAGGGCCCUAGUCGUUCGCGGGGCCCCAGGAGGACUAACGAUCCUGGGAACAACGGUUAGCGAGAAUCUGGGCAUUGGCUGGUGCACGAGAGGGUCUGUUCGAGCCUUUACAAAGGCCAUCCCGCCAGUUCGCAACCAGCGGUCUCGGCACAGCUCCGAGUGGAUCACACGGCACAUCACAGACACCUACGUGCAGCGCGCGCAAGAGUGUGACUACCGAAGCCGCUCUGCUUUCAAACUUGAGCAGCUUGACGACGAGUAUCUUUUUCUAAGGAAGGAUCGUAUUGUUCUUGACCUAGGUUGCUAUCCUGGUGGGUGGUGCCAAGUGGCCGCCAAGCGAUGUCUCGUAGGGCAUGAAGGCGCAAAUUGGGCGAACGGCGGCGCCUUAACACCCUCUUCUUCCCGUGUAAUCGGCGUAGACAUUGCCCACAUGGACCCAAUACCCAAUGUCCAAUUCAUCCACGGCAGAGUCGGCGAAUCUACAACGCUCCAGGCCGUGCUGCAAGAGCUCGGGGACCAAAAGGCCGAUGUUGUACUCAGCGACAUGGCCCCCGCAUGCACGGGCAUCAGGCACGACGACCAUUUUAAUUCGAUUGAACUCUGCCUCUACGCUGCUGACCUCAUGGAACAGGUGCUAUGCCUAGGAGGCACGUUCGUCGUAAAGAUGUUCAUGGGCAGCGAGUCUGGGAAGUACAAGGCAUAUCUUCGUAGUAGAUUUGAUAGUGUUUCCUCCGCCAAACCGCGGGCGUGCCGACAAGAAUCCAGGGAAAUGUAUUUUGUCUGCACCGGUUUCAAGGGCCGAGACAAGAUGUCUGGAGAAGUCCAAAUCAAAGGAUCAUUUUCUUCACGGGAAGGAUAUGCCUAG